CUUUAUUAUUCCGUACAUCUCCAUCGAUCUGCUUAAACAUUCUUACAAGAUGAAUAACGAGGUUAGGGUUAGAAGCAUGGACUUCAGCACGGUGACGGACCCAACUCUGGGCAUACUGAGUAUCCGAAUGAUCACCCAAUCAAACCCGAACGAGUUCACCUUCAACCCGCUCCACGAUUUGCCCUUACUCGGAGACAGGGUUUCCCUCAUACUAUCAUCCUUCUUCGGCGUUGACCGUCGGUGGGGCAACCCCAUCGGCUCUCAGGCGGCUUCCGGCGCUCUCGAGAAACUUGCCGGCCAAGACGGCCGUUUCGGGUUGCUGGUAACGAUGGUGUUAGAAGCCGUCAAUGAAUCGCCCGAAGCCGAACGGAGGCCACCACCGCGGCCAGCCCCCUUUACGGUGUGGCUUCCCGAUUUGAAUAAUAGUUUAGUUCUGGCUCUUCAGGCGGCGUAUGAUUAUGAAGGCGGUGUUGAUAUCGAGCAGUUGGGUUUGACGGAAGAAGUUUAUGACGGGGAAGACGGCGGCGAAACAUGCAGCGUGUGUUUGGAAGGGUUUUGCAAGGGCGCCGUGAUCACUCCGUUGACGCCGUGUUCGCAUAGAUUUCAUAACACAUGCAUCCGUCAAUGGGUCAGGAGAAAGAGAAACCAAACAUGCCCUCUUUGCCGAGGCCCCAUACAUAUGCGGAGUCUAAUUAAUUAGACCAAUUUUGACCUCCCAAUACAGUAUUUGUUAAUAGAUUAUUAGCUUGGGUACGUAUUAUGUAGUCAAUUGGCGUGCUUCCCCAAAACUCCUGUCUUGCCGCCUCCAUUUGAAGUGGUUCAAGCCGGUGUAGUUUUUUGAUGAAAUUUUGUGAGAAUGUUUUUCAUAAAUAGUAGAUUGUGUCUACCAACUUUCAGUUCAAAUUUAUAUUCGGA
Cuscuta epithymum is the source of this 915-nucleotide messenger RNA. The record is from the annotation of a GenBank genome assembly. NCBI's taxonomy places the organism in Eukaryota, Viridiplantae, Streptophyta, Magnoliopsida, Solanales, Convolvulaceae.